AUGAAUAAAGAUGACAUAGACCAAUUAAAUGCAUGCCCCCCCGAUGGAGGAGGGGAAAAUAAAAAUGAAGAAACGUAUGAGAAUGAGCUCAGCGAAAGGGAAAAGUGCGUUCCUAUUUUGGACGCGUCUUCUCCCAGGAGCAGUCAUAACCAAGUAGGGGGCAGUAAUGAAACGGAUAAUCUGCCGGAAAUAAACGAUUCCCCUAAGGGGGAAUCUGCAAUAUGUACUUUAGGCGAGGUGGUCCAGGCGGCAAGCGGUGAACAUUUACAAAAACCAAAUAACGCAGAGAAGGCAGAAAAGGCAGAAAACCCCGCGGGCAUGGACAACAUAGAUGACACCUUGAAGCGUGACGAGGCAAUACAGGGCGCCCCCCACCCAGCGGAAGCAAUGGAAGGUGCUGCCCUCAACUGCAGCAUAAACACCGUUGCAACGGCUAACAGUAGGGAAAAUGACACGACGGAAAGUCCCCCAACGGAGACCCCAAAUUCUUCCAAUCCCAUCAGCUGCAUUAGCACAACGCAUAAUCAUAACAGAGAUGCGUGUGUACAAAUGGUAGAGCAGGCGUUAGAGUGCAUUCCUGCCAUAAGCGAAGAAAAGGAAGCAAAUUUUGCACCCGAGAUAAAUGUAGAGGCAAAAAGGGAGGAAGAGAAUUGGUUAAAUCCUUCCAAUUCAUGUAUCACAGUGGCUUGCAGUGAGGAGUUACCUGCAGUUGGGGAGUUGCCUGCUGUUGGGCAUGGCACGGGGGACGUAGAUGAUGCCAGUUGUGUGGUUGGUGCGAUACAGAAUGAGGUCGCCAAUAACACCGUUAAGCGGGGAGACCAGCUGCUCUCCCUCACACAUACAGUAAGCAGUUUCCAAGCCGAACUGCUGAAAAAGAACAAAGACACAUUCGAACAAGUUAAAAAAAAGGGCUACCUCUUUGUGCUAGCCAUCCAGCAAUCAUUUAUGAACAAAACGGAAAAGGUCCUUUGCACCAGGUGCAAGCCCCAACUGGCUUCCCUGCAUGGGGCCCAUGAACUCUUCCAAGUAAUACUAAAACUUCAAGUAGAAAAAGAAACCAGCGAAUUGUACUUGGCUCAUUUGUUGGACAAGCUGAAGAGGGACGUGGGCAGAGCCAACCAGACGGCGCAACAGACGGUGCAGCAGAUGACUGAGCAGGUGACGCAGCAACUGACCCACCAAAUGCAGGAAGCACAACUCAAAAUAAACAACCUAAGAAAAGACAACACAACCCUUGUGGAUACCAUUCAAAAGUGGGAGGAGCAUUUUCACCAAAUGAAAAAUGAACAGGAAAUCAUCCACGCCAGGGUUAAAAUCAGUGUCCAUACAAGUUUCCUCAAUUUUACGGAGUUCAUAUUUCAUAUCCUCCUAAAGGUUCAUUCUGCCCUUUGCCAGAAGAGUGACAAAUUGGCCUUCCUAAUCAACCGGUUGAAGACUAUUGGACUUGACUGGAGAGCCUCCCAGGUGGCGGAAGGGAAACGGCGGAGGAGGGGGAAGGAACCUCGUGGGGAGACACUCCGCAGUGAUGAAAAAAUGCGUAGAGAGCAAAAAAAGGAAAAGAAAAAAAGGAAAAAAAGAUUUGUGGGGAGAAGCAAAACUGACAGUAGGAGUGAAGAAUGCAUGUCGUCUCUGCAAGGGAGUAGCCCCCCGCGCAGUCACAGCUGCAGCUUGUCCAAAUUGGGUAACCACCACUCGUGUAGUAGCUCCUCGUGUAGUAGCUCCUCGCGUGGAUCCAACUCCAGUAUGUGUGUGUCGAACGAGUUGUGUCUGUCCGACCUGACGCAUAUGAACACAAACGGGGUUACCACCCGAGGGGGAAAAAAGAAGGGACGCAGAAAAGGGAAGCAACUGCGAGUGAGGGCAGGUGAAUCCAAGGAUGGAAAAAAUAGAGCGCGCUCGGUGGACACCGCGGGGAAGGUGCCCCCAAAUAAGGGGAAAAAGAAACCACGCCACAGGAAUAAGCUGCGCGAGCGACGCGACGACCAGCAUCAGCCAAAGCUAUAUAGCCGGUAUAGGAGAUACAAAAGGCUCUACGCUGAAGAGCUGCAAAAAAACAAAACGUUGCAUUUUCUCCUCACGAACAAGGACGAAGAAAUUGCCCAAGUUCGAAGUGCACUGAAGGAGGAAAUGAACAGCAGACUUCUCUUCCACGAGCAGGAAGAGAAAAAUAAGUUGAAAGAAAUAAACGAGCUGAAGGGGUUGCUACAAAAGGAACAAAUGACCAACCAGAAAUUAACCAACAAAAAUGAAGAGAUGGAAGAGCUAAAUAAAAAAUUAAAAAAAAAAUUAGACAUGCAUGAAUACACAGAAAAAGAAUUAAACAAUAAGCUGUGCGAAUUAAAUAAGGCACUUACCAAGGACAGGAAAAGGAACAAGCGCUUGGUUGUUCAAAAUGAAAAAAUGAAAAACGGUCUUCUUCAAUAUAACCAUGGGGUGAACUUACUGGACAGGGGGGGGAGGUAUCGUCGUAAUGGGAAGCGGUGUGUCAAUGUUUCUCCUGCGGAGUGUGUAGAUGGAGAGGUGAGUAGUGAAGACGAUAGCAGCGUUGAAAAUGAAGAAGACAGCAACGUGGGUAGCGAAUUGUACAGUGACGGGAGGGAAUAUUUGUAUGAGGACGAAAUGUAUACCCUUCUCGGCAAGGUGAAAAAUUUCCCACAUCACACUACGCAGCAGCAACGGACGAAAUUGAUGCAGAAAGGAAAAAUUAACAAAGUGCAUGGCCAGCCAUAUAACAACAGGGGAAGGGACGCAUAUGGAAAGCACUACGAACAACAUGAAUAUAAACAUGUUAAGUUAAACUCCUGUGGCUUUAGUGAUAACUCCGUGGAUGUUAGGAUGCCGAGGAGCAGGCGCCUCCCACGGGGUGGCGGCACCAAAGGGAAGAUUACCGUCCGUGAAAAUGGCAAAGGGCAGAAAAGUGCACACCACAACACGAAGGACGGAGAGCGGCAGUGUGCCCCCGCAAAGAGGGAAGACGAAUGCACACACAUGGAUUAUCAAAUCCGAAGAGACCUGGAAAAUUUUGACGAGACGAAAUACAAGAAAAUUAUAAGUGACAUUACUAAAGAAGAAAAAGUAAUUGAAAAAAUAAAAGAGGAUGAUUUGUAUUCUAUAUUUAUGCAGAACUGGGAGGAAUCUCACAUGGGAUUAGAGGAGGGGACAAACAACGACCCCCUCUCAUGGUCAGGGUCCUUCAUGCACCAUCUGAAUAGAAGCGUUCUUUGUGCCAAUCAGGGGGAAGACACCCUAAUGGGACAUCAUGGAGGGAAGGAAAAUGCCACAUUAAAUUAUAACCCCAAGUGUGCAGGGAAAAUGCAUGUGUUCCCCGUGGAAGAGAUGCAAAUUGGUCAUGGAGCAGAUCUAUCGAGGAAGGUGGAGGAGAAAUCCCAUGAGGGGGAAGGAAACAACAGGAUGGAUACUUCAAAAGGGAAGAAUGAACAUGUUGGAAAAGGCCUUGGUGGUGCAAUGGAUGGGUCAUUUAAUUGGGACGUCCAGCACGGCAACGCUAGCAGUGAGCACUACGAAACAAAUCACAUGGAUGGAAGCGAAACAAAUCGACCUACCAAUACCCCCCAGGGAGAGGCCAUCAAUGAGGAAAUUUUAAAUAACUACGAAAAGUAUAAAAAGAACAAGGACAAAUUCGUGCAUCUGACCUUACGCAAAAAGGUAACGCAUGUGGGGAAUGAACAUACACCCACAGGUGGAGUAGAAGCAGGAUGGAAAAACCAAAACACAUCCCUAGCAAAUGUAUUAAACAAGAACUCAAAAAGGGACAGUAAAAAUUGUUCCCCUCUUGAUGCCGAGGAAGAAGAAGCAUUCGAAAUGGACAAGAGUUAUGCCCCUUUUCCAAACGAACAAAAUGGAAAUGCCCUCCAUAAAGAUAGGGGCAUGGGAGAGAGCAUGAUGAUGGGUUAUACAUACGGUAAUGACAACCAUAGGGGUAUAACCCUACACAGCAAUGUACAGGAUAGGAGUCACAUUGAAGCAACUUCAUAUGACAACACAGAUGCGCGCUUCUUUCAAACGUCCGAGAAAAGGGGGGACAUAAGGAAGGGCAAUGUGGUAGGUGAACAGGAUGACCAACGGGGGGCACAUAUGCCACAUGGGGAAGGCGAAAGAAUGACCCCACGUGGAAUACCACCUAACCCACGCACAAACCAAUUGUGUCUACAGCAUAUGAGCAACAAUGGGUUGAGUACAAGUGGUACAAAUUAUCCUCCUGUCGGUGGGGAAAAAAGUCGGGAAAAACAAAUAAUAACAAAAUGUGAAGAUAUGAGUGCCCUGACUAAUGAAGGACAAAAUGGGGACAGCCACGUGGGGAAGGUCGCCGCCUACUGCGCGUAUUCCUUGAGCAUGUUGAUGGGUGCCAAACAGAGGGACAAGAGUGGGUGUAAACUAAUCCCCCUGGAUGCACCGAACCCGGGGUCUGCCUUAUAUGGGGGCACCCAUGUGGAAAAGGUCGACAUGAACGCACAGAAGUUAUGUCCCCCCGUGCCCAACGAGGAGCAGUCACGUAGCGCAGCAAAUGAUAUACUAAAUCACGGCCAUCAGGAAGGGGGCCAUCAUCCUUGGGAGAAUAAAAACAGGGCGGGUAAUUCCUUCCCCAGGAAUGAAGUCCUGAAUGAAGCCAUGAAUGCAGCAUUGGGCCCUUGUGAAACAGGCGCAUUUGUGCCAAAAAGGGACCCCUGCGAAAGCGCUCCACAGAGGAAAAGUGUCGGGGACAGGGGCGUCUUGAGUAGGUUGCUCAGGAAGAAGUAG
Messenger RNA from Plasmodium fragile, 4758 nucleotides. RefSeq lists its product as uncharacterized. The coding region runs from base 1 to 4758 and encodes 1585 amino acids. The record is from RefSeq and is a predicted model, not a curated record. The transcript has 2 exons. Lineage: Eukaryota; Apicomplexa; Aconoidasida; Haemosporida; Plasmodiidae.